AUGGACGAUAUUGAAUUGAUCACGAAGUUUUCGGAAAAACUUGGGAAAUUGCUCGAUGAUGACGUGAAUGAUUAUAAUGUGAAAUUAAUUAUAGGACAAGAACCUAAUAAAAGAUUGUUUAAAGCGCAUUUAUACAUUUUACGUGUCAUAUGUCCUUAUUUUCAUACCGCUUUUAAAAGAGGUUGGUGUAAAAAAGAUGAUGAUGGAUCAUUCUUUAUUGAGAAACCGAAUAUUAAACCUGAGGAUAUUUAUGAGCAAACGUUAUGGUAUUAUAUUAAUCCGACCCUUUCACGGAAGCAACUUGCUCCUAUUAGAACCGGACUGUUUGAUUCUGCUUUAUUAAAGUUAAAACAUUUUUCACUAAUUUGUAAUUGGAUUAAUAAAUCAUCGGAACUUUAUAGUUAUCCAACUUUAAGAUUUGAAUUAAAAAUUAGAGGCACGUUAGAUGGUUUUACCGCCGAUAUAUUUCAUAAUAAAUUCGAACGUUUAGAAAAUACCAUAGUCGUCAUGAGAAUUAAAGAUACCGGUGAAUUGAUUGGUGGAUAUAAUCCUUGGAGUUUUGAACAUGAUAGGUGGAGGGACUCGAGUGAUUUUUGGAGAUAUGAACAAUCUUCUUUUAUAUUUUCUUUCCCACGUGAAUCGAUUUCUUUGACAAAUAAGAAUAACCUCUCUUGGAUGAAACAUAAUAAAAUAAAUUUUAAGAUGGAAUUAAAAAAUUUAGAAUCCAAAUCGAAAUUGAGUAGAAUUGAUCCGAAUCAUACUUCUAAAGCUUUUUGUAUCUCUCGAGAUACCGGUCCUCAAUUUGGUAAAACGGAUUUAUUUAUGGGUAAAAUUUUUAAUUCACCUUUGAAUUGUUCAUGUAUUCAACAGUAUUACAUGGAUAAAAUUAGAGAUGAUGAAAGUGGUUUUUGUGUUGACGAAUAUGAAAUAUUUCAAAUCUUCAAAAAGUGA
Molecule: messenger RNA, 951 nt
Organism: Funneliformis caledonium
Lineage: Eukaryota; Fungi; Glomeromycota; Glomeromycetes; Glomerales; Glomeraceae
Source: the annotation of a GenBank genome assembly